Molecule: messenger RNA, 759 nt
Organism: Conger conger (European conger)
Lineage: Eukaryota; Metazoa; Chordata; Actinopteri; Anguilliformes; Congridae
Product: membrane-anchored junction protein
Exons: 10
Coding region: 130-759 (209 amino acids)
Biological process (GO): meiotic attachment of telomere to nuclear envelope; homologous chromosome pairing at meiosis
Cellular component (GO): nuclear inner membrane
Molecular function (GO): DNA binding
Source: RefSeq, a predicted model, not a curated record
GAACUCAUGCGGAAAAGAUGUUAGUUAAAGUUUUAACUAUUUACAUUCUGGGUUCUUGCUGCAUUGAAUAAUUGAGCGCACUCUUUUCGGCGUACUACGGCUGUCCUUCAGCAGUGCCUCCUGUUGACGAUGCCCGUCCAGGCAUUCUCCUUCCCCCUUCCCGAGACUCGCUUCUUCCGAGCUGGCCGCCACGUCUACAAGUUCAAGAUCAGGAGCGGCAGCAAAUGCAGUGAAGAGGUUAUCAACGGCGAGCUUGUCACCCUGGAGCUUGAGGAUGCCGUCCGGGUGGUGCUGGCAAACCUUGACAGCCUACAGCCCUUUGUCACCAAGCACUUCCACAUAUUUCCCUACAAGAGCAGGUGGGAGAGGGUCUCUGAGCUGCGGUUUCAGCAGGGAGGGUCGAUCCUGACGGCCUACCCCUUCCUCCUCACACUUUACCUGGAAACACACGACAGCCUGCACGCGCACACAGCGAAGCGGUCCAGGGACUGGACACCGGUGAGAGCAACAGAACAAGAUUUACUCCAUCCGCCUCGGAGCCUCACCUGUCAGCACAAGCGCAGUAGGACCGAGCGGCCACAAGGGGGCACUCCGACCCAGCACACAUGCGGGGCGGCGCGGGAGCCUCCAGAGGGGCCUGCUGGAGCAGAAGCGAUGGCUGGAGACAGGAGGCGCUGCGCGGGGCCGGCGCCUGACACGGCCGGGCGCUCAGGUGGGAGAGCCGCGCCUGACACGGCGCUCAGGUACCAGAACGUUUAG